Pestalotiopsis fici W106-1 is the source of this 2754-nucleotide messenger RNA. RefSeq lists its product as uncharacterized. Lineage: Eukaryota; Fungi; Ascomycota; Sordariomycetes; Amphisphaeriales; Sporocadaceae. Gene Ontology annotation, molecular function: protein binding; phospholipid binding. The coding region runs from base 1 to 2754 and encodes 917 amino acids. The transcript is spliced from 3 exons. Gene Ontology annotation, biological process: cytoskeleton organization. Gene Ontology annotation, cellular component: plasma membrane; cell division site; cytoplasm. The record is from RefSeq and is a predicted model, not a curated record.
AUGCCUGCAGCUACCGAAGCGCCGACAGUUGCGCUGUCGUUCGCAAAUAACUUCUGGGGAAAAGACGAUGCCGGCGUAGGUCCAUUGUUGGACCGCAUGCUCGCUGCGAAACAGACAUGCGACGAACUCAGAUCCUUCUACAGCGCUCGCGCAUCUAUUGAAGAAGAUUAUGCGCGCAAGCUCAUGUCCCUGUGCCGAAAGUCCCUUGGCUCUCACGAAAUGGGCACACUCAAGACUUCCUUAGAUACGGUGCGGGGAGAGGUGGAUGCCAUGGCAAAACAACACUCCAGCAUUGCGCAGCAGAUGAAGACAGAACUGGAGGAGCCACUGGCCGCCUUUGCCGGUGGUAUGAAAGAGCGUCGAAAGAUUGUGCAAAACACUGUCGAAAAGCUUCUCAAAACCAAAGUGCAACAAACACAAGCUGUAAACAAGACACGUGAUCGGUUCGAGCAGGAGUGCCUCAAGAUCAAGGGCUACAAGGCACAAGGGCACAUGGUUAUGGGCCAGGAAGAGCGCAAGAACAAGGCCAAGCUUGAAAAGACGCAGAUCAGCCUUGCCACUUCGAAUACAGAGUAUGAAAAUGCAGUCAAGGCUCUGGAAGACACCACAGCAAGGUGGAACCGGGAGUGGAAGGCUGCCGCCGACAAAUUCCAGGACUUGGAGGAAGAGAGACUGGACUUCACCAAGAGUUCCCUUUGGACAUUUGCAAAUAUAGCUUCAACCGUCUGUGUCAGCGAUGACGCAUCAUGCGAGAAGAUCCGACUAUCACUCGAGAAUUUGGAGGUCGAAAAGGAUAUCAUCAACUUCAUCACAGAAAAGGGUACUGGUCAGGAGAUCCCCGAUCCUCCCAAGUACAUCAACUACUGCCGAGGCGAUGUGGACGAUCAUGAAUCAUUAGCAUCCGUGAACGACGACAACUAUUCCGUGGCCCAAUUCCCAAGAAGUAUCAAUCCUGCCUAUCGCACUGUUUCGCCACAGCCCUCAACCUUUGAGUCGCAUCACGAUCCCAACUCAGCACUCGCCCGAGACCUUGGACAUUUUGACCAAAACCCACCCCAGGCGGAGGACAAUACGACGCCGCAGCAACAGCGCCAACGCCACCAGCAGCAGCAACAGUCCUAUGAUGCGGCUGACUUUGCAUCUGUGCCACACGAUCCAUAUCCCAUGGACGGAAUGACCAUGCUCUGCCGUACAGAUAACGGCAUUCCUUCGGGGAUGAACUCGGCUACAAGCUCAAACCUGUCUUCGAACCGUCCGUCAAGCCGUGAUGAAACUAGCGAUUAUUCCAAUCCAGCUUCGUUCACUAGUCAGGAACCACCAAGUGGAAUGACAUCGCCAGUGAAGCAAGACCCGCAAUCAGGACCAGAGUCAACAUCCGACAAGCGUGUACUGAAGAAAAAGAGCGGCUUCUUCCAGAACCAUAGCCCCUUCAGGCGAAAGAGCACAAAGGACGUGCAGGCUUCCAAUCGGAACACCUGGGGUCCUUCAAGCCAAGGUGCAUCUGCAACCGGUUCGGCUUCUCGACGAUCCGCAUAUCAGCCCUCAGAGCAGGGCAUGUUGCCGGAUCGAUCCACUGGCAGUCCAGAACCGAUCGAUGCCAAUGCUAGCCUGGCGUUGAACAUUGGUAACAACGUCUUCCCCGUUGCCAACACCGACAGACGUAACAAGCCUGCCGAUCAGCCGCCACAAGAAGAACAGGAUCCCAUUGCGUUGGCGUUGGCCGAGUUGAGAGAGGUGGGAGGCAAUACAAAACAGUCCUCGGUGCGGGUAUCAGCUGAUCACUGGCACGGUAUUGCCACACCGGUACCUGCGCAGGGUGACGCGCGACCUUUCUCCAAGUCGGUGCCCGCCCCGAGACGCGGUAGUGAUAUCGCUGCUGGUCUUCGUGGCACGCCACCGCCGUCCUAUGACCAGCAAGUCCAGAGACUGGGAGUUCCUGCUCCUGCUUGCACGUCGAAAGCAAUGCAGGCGACAUCACGGAAGUAUGAACAGCAGACUCGCGACAUGUUCAAUCCCAAUCGUCCCGGCUCUGCCGCCAACCGCCCAGGAUCUUCGUAUGCUAGAAGCCAGUCAAGGCCUGGCACUAGAGGUUCUGACCUGCCGCGUGCAACUUCACCAGCACCGCCUCGAACCGCAUCUCCUAGAACUGGCAGUCAAAACGAUAUGCGGCAGAACAACCGUUCCGCAUCUCCCAACCCAUACGGAGGCAGCGUUGGCAGCCAACAUGCGCGAAGCCAAUCUUCAGUGGGCGCAACGCCACGCGGGUCUGAGCAAGGGUACUACGGAUACAACUCGCCUCACGAUAUGGCCAGAUCGGCCUCUCCUGCGCCAUCUAGACUCAACUUCGAAAGGCCCGGCAGCAGUCAGGGAGGACAGAUGGCCGUACAACUCGCUCAACCAGGAGAUGACGCCGCAUACGGGUCACAACGCGGACGUCAUGGCAGGCCAGGAACCAGCCAAGGAGGCCAAAUGGCUUUCUACGAUGGCAGACAAAUGUCAACCUCGCGGCAACGCAGCAAGAGCCUGGCGGAUCCAAGCCGAAUGUAUACCAGAGAUGGAAAGCCCAUCCUCCACCUAGCGCGGGCUUUGUACGUAUAUCAGGCAGCCAUUCCUGAGGAGCUAGGUUUCAGCAAGGGCGAUACCUUGGCUGUGCUUCGGCAUCAGGAUGAUGGUUGGUGGGAGGCUGAAAUUCAUGCCGGUAACGGCGUCGGUAGGAGCGGUUUGGUGCCGAGCAACUACCUCCAGCCGGUUUAA